This is a messenger RNA of Guillardia theta CCMP2712, 291 nucleotides long. RefSeq lists its product as hypothetical. Bases 1 to 291 code for a protein of 96 amino acids. The transcript has 4 exons. NCBI's taxonomy places the organism in Eukaryota, Cryptophyceae, Pyrenomonadales, Geminigeraceae. The record is from RefSeq and is a predicted model, not a curated record. Gene Ontology annotation, biological process: proteasome regulatory particle assembly. Gene Ontology annotation, cellular component: cytoplasm; nucleus.
AUGAGGGGAGGAUGUCCGAAUGGUGUGAUCCCUACUCAGCAGGAGGAGGAGGCAGCGAGUCCUCUGAGGGCAAAGGUCCUCGAGCUAGAGAAGGAACGGGACAGGAUAGAGGAAGAGAUCAAAUCCCAUGCGGACCUGAUGGAGCAAUUGGAUGCAGAAGGGUAUCCGCGGUCGGACAUACCGAUCAUGGAGGUGAUGGAAGCGAGAGGCAAGAUGGCGAAGUUGAAGCUAGAUCACAAGGAGAUCUGUGAAAAGCUCGAAAAAGCCCUGGAGGAAUACAUAGCAUCAUAG